Messenger RNA from Megalops cyprinoides (Indo-Pacific tarpon), 3218 nucleotides. RefSeq names its product ankyrin repeat domain-containing protein 34C-like. Bases 280 to 1869 code for a protein of 529 amino acids. Gene Ontology annotation, molecular function: protein binding. NCBI's taxonomy places the organism in Eukaryota, Metazoa, Chordata, Actinopteri, Elopiformes, Megalopidae. The record is from RefSeq and is a predicted model, not a curated record. The transcript is spliced from 2 exons.
GACGCUUAGUUUUAGCGCCAGCACGGUGGAUCUGUACUUAAAAUAGGACAUCUUCGCCUCUGCUGGUGCUGGUUUGUGGAAGAAAGGCAGAGAGGGAAGAUGUCUGUAAACUACAAGACGUCCUGUGAAAAUGGUUUCAUUUUAUUUUCAAAUUAUUCUGGCACCUUGUCGUUGGCAACAUUACCUCUGGGCAUAUUCUGAAAUGGCAAGGCUGUCUUCAGACGGGCAGACUGGGAUUCUGUCUCUGGACUGAGGGUGACGCCUGCAGUUGUCAGGAGAAUGGAGGACGCCCUCGAGCUCCGGACGGACGGGAACUCCCUCCUGAAGGCAGUAUGGCUGCGUCGUCUGCGCCUGACCAGGUUGCUCCUGGAGGGCGGUGCCUACAUCAACGAGAGCAACGAGCGCGGGGAGACGCCCCUCAUGAUCGCCUGCAUGUCCAAGCACUCCGACCAGCAGAGCGUCAGCAAGGCCAAGCUGGUCAAGUACCUGCUGGAGAACAACGCCGACCCCAACAUCCAGGACAAGGAAGGCAGGACGGCGCUGAUGCACGCCUGCAGUCACAAGGCCGGCCACGAGGUGGCGUCGCUGUUGCUGUCCAACGGGGCCGACCCCAGCCUGGAGGACCACGGUGGGGCCUCGGCCCUGGUCCACGCUAUCAACGCGGACGACAAGGACACCCUCAAGCUGCUGCUGGACACCUGCAAGGCCAAGGGCAAGGAGGUUAUUAUCAUAACCACGGACAAGUCGGCCUCCGGGGCCAAAACCACGAAGCAGUACCUGAAUGUCCCGCCAUCUCCCGAGCUGGAGGACAGAUAUUCCCCCGCGCUGUGCACCUCCCCCUCCGACAUCGACCUCAAGACGUCUCCGUCUCCCAGCAACGACAAGCAGCGUGACACCAUCUUCAGCUUUCAGACCAAGCGGGUGACAGCGGGCGUGGCCUGCCCGGGCAUCCCUGUGGUCAAGCCCCCCAGUGAGCCGACAGCUAACCCCAAGCGGGCCCGUCUGCCCCAGCUGAAACGCCUGCAGUCAGAGCCCUGGGGCCUGAUCGCCCCCUCCGUCCUUGCAGCCGCCGCCGCCGCCGAGGAGGGCAAGAGGGCAAGCUCCAACGAGGACGUUGUCGCGGGCGUCAACGGCUUGUCUCUGUCCAGGAGGGCACCCCUGUCCCGGCACAACAGCGUGGAGGCCAAAGACGGCUCCUUCCCCUCAGUCGGGGAGCCGAACUCCGUGUCCACAAUCUCCGCCCCCACGUCUCGGAAGCCGUCGUACGAGAAGUCCCUGCCGCAGCACCAGCCGCUGGCCAGACGCUGCACCGUCCCUGCUGACCAGGAGAGCAGCGGAGGCAUCUGUGGGCCCGCCGGCCUGAGGGACACGGUGUACCGGAGGCGCCUGGGAAAUGAGCACUAUGACUCGGACUCGCAGCUCUACUCUGACUCAGCCAUGCUGGACUCGCCCAAGGUGCCGCUGGAGAGACGCAAGCACAACGCCUCCCCCCUCGCCCUGCUCACGGGAUCCCGGGAGUCCCUGGACAGCAACGCCAGCACGUCCCCAGGCGCGGCCCGCCGUCGGGCCCCGGGGCUCCUGGAGAGGCGGGGCUCCGGGACCCUGCUCUUGGACCACAUCUCCCAUACGCGGCCGGGCCACCUGCCCCCCCUCAAUAUCAACCCUAACCCCCCCAUCCCUGACAUCGGAGCCAGCAGCAAGCCCUCCUCCCCCCUCACCACCUGCCUCAGGUCGCUCGCCCCUGUAGCGCCCAGCUCGCCAAAGAGAGGCUUCCCCAAGCCGAAGAAGAAACUGAUAAGGAGGCACUCUAUGCAAGUGGAGCAGAUGAAACAGCUCUCAGACUUCGAAGAGCUGGUGGCCAAUCAGUAAGGAGACCUGGUGGCUGUUUUCCUUUUGGAGUCGAUGUAGCUAUCUACCUUCAUACCACGAGAAAGCAUAAUUGUCCUCAAGCUAAAUCCACGUCCACGUGCAGCGUUGUUUGCCCGGUUCGAUGCUCAACAUCUUUUCAUGCUCAGGACACUGCAGGACCAGCAGUUGCUUGAAUGGAGCUUGUCUGCUGGAUAAUAAAAAGAGUAUGAGAGGCAGAGAUUGACAGCUUCCAGAGUGAUGGGAGAUGACACAGACCCUGACCAAUGGUUGAAGCACUCUGCUCACGAUGAGCCUUAUUUCAAACACUGGAACGUGGUCACAAAUGCACGUUGACCGGGUCUGAAGGCAGAAGUGGUAGUACAGAACUACGGGCACCCAGCUCACCCAAAAAGUGAACAGCACAGAGCCUGUGAAGCUUAGCCCUCACGAUUUGCCCAGCCGCUGUGAAUGAACACAUACAAACCACGUGUGGGUCCACCAGGAGCUGUCUGCGGCGUCUUCACAACUGCACAAUGAUUGUAUGAACACAGCCGACUCCAUCUCCUUCGUGGGCAUAAUCCGCAUGCAGAGGAGGAACAACAUGUGUUAGGAAAACACACACCGUUUGGGCGCGAGGCUGUGUACAUGAAUAAACUUAAGGCAACGGAGAAGACCCAAGAAAAGAAAGUAAUAUCAGAUAUCGAUUACUCCGCGACUCACAAGUUGGAACAAUCUGCCGUGUCGAGCCAGGGAUUAAGAGCAAGAGCGAAUGUCAUUUAGACAGAAUAAUAAUAUUGAUCCGUGGCUCAAGCGGUCAUAUUUUUGCAGUUCAAAAUCAAUGCAGAAAGAGGCUGUCUCAUCUGCGUUUGUCUGACAAAAAGCAAAAGCAAUGAUUCUCGCACGGAGCUAGAUUACAGCGGAAGGCGGAAGUGCACAAAGUAAUUUCAGUGAGUUCCAAAUAUGGAUUAAACACAGAACAUAAAGCAGAGGUGAACAGGAAAGACAGCAAAGAGACAAAAGUGGUGUUUCCCUCAGCAGUGAUCUAACGCUACUCCAGCUGCGCUGUCAAAACAGUGUAGCUCGCUACCAUUGAUUACUGAGUCAUGAUAAAGUAAGAAUCGUGUAACAUUUCAUUACCAACUCAGCACAUUCAAAUAAUACAGUGACAGAAACACUUGUCGUGUUAUGUUUCAAAUCAUGAACAAAACACUUGUGAAACAUCAAUUGAAUACUUUAUGAACACCAAUGAAUAAUGUAGAACACGCUAAAACAUGGCCAAUAGCAAGAAAAAGACUUUAUAGGAGUCAUGUGCUUUCUUCUCGUCAUACAGUGUAACCUCCUGAGGAAUAGGUUUACCUGCUCCCUUGUGU